AAUUUCAAAUUUUCAAUCCCUAAAAGUCGAUUCCAUCGCCAAUCAAAAGGGGGCAAAAAACGAUCCCGCCGCUCCAUUGCCGCCGGCGCGAAGCUCCUUUCCGACUUCCGCCAGCAAGCCGCCACUAGUUCAUCAAUUCCACCCCAGACCCGGAAAACUUUUGAAGACCAAAUGGGAAACAAAUUUAGACUUCUGGGGAUUUUUACGCUCUUUACCCGUUAGUGCUUCAGCUGCGGGCCAAUCAAAAGCGAGGAGAAAUUCACAGCCAAGUUCAUUGCUUUCUCUUCGGAUCAGCAGCUUUACGUGCUUCUUGUUUCGUACGUGGAAUUGACUGAAAUGGUGAAUCUGAAUGGAGCGUCUUGACUGGAAUGGGAAAGGUCAAAGGUUGAUGAUUUGCGCACUGCGUUCUUAAGCCAUGAUAUGGUGAACUAUCGUGUAUUUGGGAUGGUUUCAGUUCUUGCUCGUGCUGGCAGAUUCUAAACUUUUACGAACAAAUUAGAGUAUGUUCACUGCUUCUUGGUGCGUUCACCUGCUCAAGCGCACGCGAACUGUCUCUCUCAACCUUAAUAGUUCGCUCUGUUUCUCAACUCAAACAUUAUCCACUCAAUGCCAACUCUCUUCAGCCCUCCCUUAUCUCAAGCUUCUCAACUCCAAGCUCUCUGGCUUCAUGAGAGGUGGCCUGGUCGAGGAAGCAGAGAAUUUGUUCGACGAAAUGCCUGAUCGAAAUGUUGUGACUUGGAACACCAUGAUAAACGGCUAUUUCAAGAAUGGACAGAAGGAAAAAGCCUUCGGGUUGUUGGGUUCCAUUCCCAAUCCUGAUAUCUAUACAUACAACACAAUGAUCUCCGGGCUGGUCCAGAGCGGUGAUCUGUUUGGUGCUAGGAAGGUCUUCGAUAAGAUGGACUCUAGAGAUGUAGUUACCUGGAACUCCAUCAUUGCCGGUUAUGUUCACAAAGGAAUGAUCGACGAGGCGAUGCAAUUGUUUCAUGAAAUGCCUCUCGGGAUGAGAGGGAGAGACACAGUGUCUUGGAUAGUUAUGGUUUCUGGCUUGGCUAAGGAAGGGCGUCUUGUUGAAGCUCAUGAGUUGUACGAGCAGAUGCCGCUCAAAGACUCUCAUGCUUCCAAUUCCUUGAUUGCUGCAUAUAUCAGAAUCGGGGAGCUGGGCCGGGCAGAAAACUUGUUUCACAAGGCAGAACAAAAAGACUAUGAUUCUUGGAGGCAAUUGAUAAAUGGGUUAGUCACUUGUGGAAGACUCAGUGAUGCUCUUAGCCUCUAUUUGGAAGCACCUGAGAAAUGUCACACUACGUGGAACUUGCUGCUGCUGAAAUUAAUGGAAAAUGGAGCACCUAAACCAGUUCAUGCCCUCCUCGAAAAGCUUCCAUAUGGCGACAUUGUGUCAUGGACUAACAUAAUCGUCGGAUACUUCAGGGCAGGUGAAGUAGGAGCUGCAGUUAGCCUGUUUUACUCGAUGCGUAGUCUAGAUGUAACGUUAUGCAAUGUGAUGAUAUGUGGACUAGGAGAAAAUGAUCUUAAGGAAGAAGGCGUCAAAUUGUUUAUGAUGAUGAAAGAAUCAGAGUUAUCACCUGAUAAGGCUACUUUCACUAGCAUCUUGACAAUUUGUUCAGAGUUACCAGCCUUAUGCCUAGGCGAACAAGUAUGUGCACAGAGUAUCAAGACGGCACUAAAUCACACUAUCGAGGCCCUUGAGAUGUUCGAAGAAAUGAGAUUUAGCGAUGUGAAGCCUAAUGAGUUAACCUUUAUUGCCGUUCUGUCUGCUUGUAGCCAUGCAGGAUUGGUGGAAAAAGGAAGGUUUGGGCUGAUUGAUGAAGCUAUGAGUUUUAUAGACCAAAUGAGAGCUGAUGGGCUUGAAGUUCCCGUUAGUGUCUGGGGAGCUAUACUUGGAGCUUGUAGAGUUCACAGAAAUGUUGAAGUUGGUGCAGUUGCUGCUGAGAAUGUGUUGGCGAUUGAACCAAAUAGGUCUGGCACGUACAUGAUUUUGGCAGAGAUAUAUGCUAGCGUUGGAAGGUUGAACGAGGUGGAGAGAGUUUUGACCCAAAUGAAGAAAAAUGGAGUCAAGAAACAACCUGGGUGCAGUUGGAUUGAGAUGAACGACGGUGGAAGUGUUUUUCUUUCUGGAGAUAAGUCGCACCUUGAGUUUGAUAGGAUCGUUGAACCCUUGGAGGUAUUACACGUGGACGUGGAGCUGAUGAGUGUAGGCUCUGAUCAAAAUCUUGUUCAAUCUUGUUGGCACUCUGGGUAA
Linum tenue is the source of this 2260-nucleotide messenger RNA. Lineage: Eukaryota; Viridiplantae; Streptophyta; Magnoliopsida; Malpighiales; Linaceae. The record is from the annotation of a GenBank genome assembly.